GAUGGCGAACUGUUUUUUUCUUGUUUUAUUCCAUUGUCAAUCUUCUAAUCACAUGAAAAGUGAACAUUGACAAGAAUGGAGAAUUUAUCUAGUGUUAAAAAUGAAUAUAAAGUGUGUCAAAUAUGUACACAAUCCAUUCUUGACGAAGGAAAUUUACUAACUGAGAUUAUCAAUGGAGUGACACUAGAAUCAAUGAUUCAGGAUAUAUUUACAAAGUUGAAGAUUUCUGCUGACGACAACCGAUAUUCAAGUUGUUGUGUCGAUUGCAAAGAGGAAUUGAUUGUUGCAUACCGUUUCAUUAGGAAAGUGAUAGCGGCCCAUCCCAAACAAUUGAAUUGCAGUUUAUCGCUUAACGUGGAACAAAGUGAUCCGUUGAUAAAUAUAUACAAUGAGCCGGAGGCUAGUAUUAAGUCAGAGGAUGAAGCAGACGACACUCAAUUUCAGUUGGACAUCUACGAUUUGGAAGAUGAAAGUAAGCCGUCUACCGUUCUUUUCGAACGUUCUUACGAGAAAAUGGUAGCAGAAGAAGUGUCGGAGGAUGAAAAAUAUAUGUACAGUGAUCAACAAGACGAAUCUAGUGAAUCAGAAAGUGACGAAGAAAUCCAAACUAGCACGAAACGCAACAAACCACAGCGACCACCACAAAGAUGCUGCGAUUGCAGUGAGCCUUUGAGCACAGUUGAACAAGUACAGGAACAUUCUGUGAAGUUCCACAAACGAAAUAAAUCUUCAGAUUCAGAUGAAAUCGAACAGAAACCAUAUGAAUGUUCCGUUUGCUUUCAGAGAUUUGAAACCAACAAAAACUUUCUACAACACCAACGCAAGAUGUAUUCUAAAGCCCUACAUUACUGCAGACGUUGUCCUGAGAGCUUCGCCAAUGCAUUUAACUUGAGAGAACAUCAUAAAGCCUUUCAUAAAAGAGUGAAAAUCAUCGAACAAAUCGAUGAAAUGCGACAAAAAAUUCACAAAUGUUGUGUUUGCCGUAAGCAGUUUGAUACUAGAGAGCUGCUGCUAGAGCAUGGCAAAAAGGCUCACAUACCACAUCCCGAAUCACAGGAUCCAAAAAAUCAGUUCGUUUGUGAAGUUUGUUCCAGACGUUUCAAAUCGGAUAAAAUUUUGAUUGAACAUCAACGGAGACCGUAUAGAAAACACCGUUUCCAGUGUGCUCAGUGUGGAAAAACCUACAAGGAUAAGCGAUCGUUCUCCGAUCACGAGCAAAGCCAUGCAAAUAUACGAAAGUACGAGUGUCACCUUUGUGACAAACGUUUCGCGUUGAAACCAAAUUUCCUUACACACGUUAAGUACCAUUCGAUUCCGGAUGAUCAGUUCAAAUGCAAAUUCUGUAACCGUGGAUUCAAGAAGAAGCACCUUUUACAGGAACAUUCGGUCAUCCACAGCGAUAGAGAAGAUCGCCCGUUCAAGUGCCAUCUGUGCCCGAACACAUUCACCCGCCAGGAUCGGCUCGAUUUUCACAUUAAAGCCCAUUUGGGGGAGAAACCAUUCAAGUGUACCCGAUGUUCUUCGUCCUACAUUCAUGAACGGGAUUUGAGGCGACAUAACCGGACCAAACAUGAAGAGGUUAGACCAUUCGUUUGCAACGUUUGCUCGAAAGCUUUCAACCGCAAAGAUGCAUACGGGAAGCAUAUGAAAACCCACAGCGCUUAGAGUCAACGAAUAUUUGCAUCGUUUAUUCUGUUAAUGAACAAUAGA
This is a messenger RNA of Sabethes cyaneus, 1710 nucleotides long. Its product is annotated as zinc finger protein OZF-like. The record is from RefSeq and is a predicted model, not a curated record. The coding region runs from base 76 to 1665 and encodes 529 amino acids. The transcript is spliced from 3 exons. Lineage: Eukaryota; Metazoa; Arthropoda; Insecta; Diptera; Culicidae.